UUAUGUUUAUCUCCCCCUGCAGGCCUGGUGGGGAAGAUGAAUCCUAAAAACAAGGUUGACCACACCCCUGAGCUCACCAUCAUCGUCGAGGUCAUCAAUGUGUGCUGCGUCAGCGUCGUCAGGGACUACACUCUAUACAGGAAGUACAACCUGCAGGAGGUUGCCAAGGAGGAGGGCCUAAAGAUGGGAAACAGGAAGAGGUCACCACAAACAACAGGAAGAGUCAAGUCGAACCAGGAAGAGAAGGGUGGGAAACAGGAAGAGAUCAAGUCAAACCAGAGGAAGGAUGGGAAACAGGAAGAGAUCAAGUCGAACCAGGAAGGGAAGGAUGGGAAACAGGAAGAGAUCAAGUCGAAACAGGAAGGGAAGGAUGGGAAACAGGAAGAGGGAAAGGAUGCCCCAAAAACAGACAAGGAAGGAAAGGGGGAUGAAGAGGAGGAGAAGUAGAUCCCUGUACCAGGAGGGAGAGAAGAAGAGGGAGGGGAAUGAAGGAGGAAGUGAAAUGGGACUGAUAAACAACUCAAAGGCAUCUCACAGUGCAGGUGAUG
Messenger RNA from Salvelinus sp. IW2-2015, 548 nucleotides. Its product is annotated as THUMP domain-containing protein 1. Gene Ontology annotation, molecular function: RNA binding. NCBI's taxonomy places the organism in Eukaryota, Metazoa, Chordata, Actinopteri, Salmoniformes, Salmonidae. Gene Ontology annotation, biological process: tRNA modification. The record is from RefSeq and is a predicted model, not a curated record.